This is a messenger RNA of Aureobasidium melanogenum CBS 110374, 318 nucleotides long. Its product is annotated as POZ domain-containing protein. Gene Ontology annotation, biological process: ubiquitin-dependent protein catabolic process. Bases 1 to 318 code for a protein of 105 amino acids. The transcript has 3 exons. Lineage: Eukaryota; Fungi; Ascomycota; Dothideomycetes; Dothideales; Saccotheciaceae. Gene Ontology annotation, molecular function: protein-macromolecule adaptor activity. The record is from RefSeq and is a predicted model, not a curated record. Gene Ontology annotation, cellular component: elongin complex.
AUGGCAGGUACAGAGCAGACUGACGCACCCGACUACGUGACUCUCGUCAGUAACGACGGCUUCGAGUUCCUGGUGCAAAGAAAAUCAGCCUGUCUCUCUGGCGCCAUCAAGAGGAUGCUUGACCCAAACAACGGCUUUGCUGAGUCCAAGACGCACAAAUGUGUCUUCGAAAACAUCAAUGGUAUGGUGCUGGAGAAGGUGUGCGAGUACUUCUACUACAAUGAGAAGAACCGUGACUCGACCGGUGUCGCCGACCUGGACAUUCCGCCUGAGCUCUGUCUUGAAUUGCUCAUGGCGGCUGAUUACCUGAAUGUCUGA